UUAGUAUACUUAUUAAUUUAUCUGAAGAUAUGAAAAGGCGACACUGCGAGAAAGUUUUGAUUCGUAUUCACAAUUUUGGUACACCAUUGAUUUCUGGGUCUUCUGGUUUGCCUGUAGAGUCACUUCACAUUGAAUCAGAUCGGCCGUACACGUUUGGUCGAAGUAGUAGUGAUGGGUUUUGUGAUUUUGUCUUUGAUCAUAGCUCUAUCAGUAGGAAGCACUGUCAGAUUCUAUUUGAUAGCCAAAGUCACAAACUUUAUAUUUUUGAUGGCGUGAUUGUCUUACCUUCAGGUAGUUUUAGUCAAGUUUAUGAUGAGUUUAGGAGAAGAUUAGUUGGCGUUGAGGAUUUGGGGAAUUUGAAAUUUAAGGUUUCUUUGAAUGGUGUGUUUGUUAAUCGUGUUAGGGUUAGGAAAGCUAAGAUUCAGGAGGUUACUAUUGGUGAUGAGGUAUUGUUUGUUUGCGGGAAGGAAGGGUUGUGUUAUAAUCAUGGUCGAGUUGGGUUUGUGGUUCAAGAGAUUGGUUUUGAAGGAAGAGAUACUUCGAUUGUAUCGGUCUCUUCAGGACAUUCUCGAGGAACUUUUUCCAGUGGGAAGAGAAGCAAAAGGGUUUUUGCUCCGAUGGAAAACGAGAUUGAUUCUCCAGUUUCUGGGUUUUGUCCACCUAAAGCUGUUGGUGUUGUUGAGAGAGUGAAUUCUCUUGUAAGCUAUUGUAGACAUAUAUUGAGCAGUGAUGAUCCUAUGUCUUGCCUUAGGGUAUCUAUUAUCUCAGAUUCUGGAAAGGAAUGUCUAUCUUGUUGUACAUCCAAAAUGUUAAGGUCGAAAGUAAGUAUAGUGGCAGAUAAUAGAGGAGUUAAGAGUGCGGAGACAAAUCAUGAGAUGGGUUAUGGUUUGUCCGGUUUAAGGUUGAGGGUUGAACGGCCAAGCCCAAGUUUACAUCUAGAUAGAAGACUAGGUGUCUCUGACUUGAUUAGCGAAAUAGAAAAUGACGGUGCUGCUUGUAUUUCUGUCAGUGAUAAGACUAGGACUAUGCUUCCUUUUGAUGGGGAAAAAGAAAACACUCCCGAUAUUAGUUGCAUCAAUAAAGAGAAAAGUCAUCUAUGUUCUCUCCCAGCACCUGGGAAGAACUUUUAUCUAAAUCGUCUUCAAUAUAUUGAACAAAACUCAACUGGUAGUCAACGGGUGGUUUCCUUGCCAGAACUUCUUCACCCUGUGGAAAGCAUUCAACAAAUCUUUAUUGCAACAUUCACAAGUGAUAUCUUAUGGUUUCUUACCUGUUGUGAGAUACCUAGCCACUUGCCUGUGACUAUUGCAUGUCACCAUGCGGAGAGAUGUUGGAGUUCAAGCCCUGAUGCAAGAUCUGCUGCUCCUUUGCCAAAUUACCCAAAUGUAACUAUGGUGUUUCCACCAUUUCCUGAGGAAAUUGCAUUUGGUAAAGACUGCAAGAACCGUGGCAUUGCUUGUCAUCACCCCAAGCUGUUUAUAUUGCAAAGAGAAGAUAGCAUUCGUGUAAUUAUUACAUCUGCAAACUUAGUGGCAAGACAGUGGAAUGACGUGACCAACACAGUUUGGUGGCAAGAUUUUCCACGAAGAGCAGACCCUGAUGUUUUAUCCCUUUUCGGCCAUUGCCGAAGAGAAACCAAUCAUGGUUUAAAACCAGAUUUUUGUGCUCAGCUGGCUGGAUUUGCUGCAUCACUUUUGACUGAUGUUCCAAGUCAGGCUCAUUGGAUUAUUGAGUUCACGAAGUACAACUUUGAACACUCAGCAUGUCACCUUGUGGCUUCAGUGCCUGGAAUUCAUUCUUAUAAGCCAUCUUAUCUUACAGAGUCUGUUUGCUCAAAUACCAUUUUCAAUGAAGAAUUUCUGGGAUCUGUUGAAGCAUCUGUCGUAGGUCUCAGUUACCUUUUCCGUUCUGCCAAUGAUUCCACAGGAGCACAACUGAAACGACUGGCUUCAUAUAUCCGCAGAGCCCGGGAAAAUUCUCUCGGAAUGUUGGAACUUGUUUUGAGAAGAAAUACGAAUGUGCCUGCUGACGCGAAUGCUGUGAGCGUCCUUGUUCCUAACCCAGAUGAUGAUUCAAGAGAUGAUUUUGUCCAACUAGGCUUUUUGCCACGGAAUAUUGCAAAAUGGGUGUCUCCUUUGUGGGAUAUUGGGUUCUUUAAAUUUGUGGGAUAUGUGUAUCGGGAUGAAGUCCUUGGAGCUGCUUCUUGUAGGAGCAACGAGAAGGGAGUGUCCAUUUCAGAUGUGUCAAAGUUGAUUCAACCUAAUCAUGUUGUUGCAUUGUGCUCGUUGAUUGCUUCAGUUCAGAGAUGUUCUGGCAUUUGGAGGCUACAAGAGGUGUUAGGCCGUUACAAGUGGCCCGAAUCUCUGGAAUCUGAUUUCGUCUACAGUGCAUCCUCGAUUGGAGGCUCAGCAACUUCAGGAUUUCAAGCUGAUUUUUCAUCAGCUGCAGGUAAAAAAGCGUUACAGCAUUUUGACUCCCAGGAAUCUGAUCCAGAGUGGGGAUGCUGGAGUAAUAGGGAAGAACGGGAAGCUCCUUCCAUUAAAAUCAUCUUCCCUACCAUUGAAAGAGUCAAGAAUGGCCAUCAUGGUGUCUUGUCUUCAAGACGUUUGCUUUGCUUCUCUGAGAAAACCUGGCAAAAGUUGAGACAUAACAAUGUGCUUCACGAUGCUGUUCCUAAUCCUCAAGAUAGAGUUGGACACCCGAUGCAUAUCAAGGUGGCUAGGAGACUCUUUACGUCCACGAGAGGUUCACGACCUUCUUCGUUUGGUUGGGUUUACUGUGGCUCACAUAAUUUCAGUGCAGCUGCCUGGGGACAGAUCAUUUCCAGAUCCUCCAGGAACAACCAGGACCAGUCCCACAAUGCCAUCAGAUCAGUUAAAAAACUUCGUAUAUGUAACUAUGAGCUCGGGAUCGUCUUCGUUUUCCCUCCACCUCAUGAAGAAAUGGAUUCAUGUGACCGGUCCAAGAUCAAUGAUAUUGUGUUGCCGUUUAUUGUACCGGCUCCAAAAUAUGGAUGGAGUGAUAGACCGGCUACAGGUUUGGCUAUGAGAGAAGCUUUGGCUGAGUUUAGGGAAGGCCCUAGAAGUUUCUGUGGAGAAUCAGAAGCUGAGGAAGAAGUGGAAGAAGAAGAUGAAGAUGAAGAUGAAGCUGAAGGAAGAGUAGAGUUUGUUGUAGAAGAGGAGAAGCAAGAGGAAAAGGCUUAUGCUGAGGCCUUGUGGAGCCAGUACAUUGAAGGAGAUGAUGUGACACCAAUCCCAGAGGCCAAACCCCAAGUGGCGCAGUGGUUCAAGGCCAACGUCGCUCCAUUGGCUCAACGUAAAGGCUUAGAUCCUGCUCUCGUUGCUGCUGAGGCUGCUCCACGUAUCAUCAACGUGAAUCCAAAGGGAGGUGAAUUCAAAACACUAACGGACGCAAUAAAGAGCGUUCCUGCAGGGAACACAAAGCGGGUGAUCAUAAAGAUGGCUCCUGGUGCCAUGCCUGUUAUCACCUACGACGGUACCGCCGCCAAGUAUGGAACCGUCGAUAGUGCCUCUCUCAUUAUCUUAUCCGACUAUUUCAUGGCCGUUAACAUCGUCGUUAAGAAUACUGCACCGGCGCCAGAUGGUAAAACAAAGGGAGCACAAGCCUUAUCUAUGAGAAUCUCCGGAAACUUUGCUGCUUUCUACAACUGCAAAUUCUACGGUUUCCAAGACACAAUCUGUGACGAUACCGGAAACCAUUUCUUCAAGGAUUGUUACGUCGAAGGAACAUUCGAUUUCAUCUUCGGAAGUGGAACCUCUAUGUACUUGGGAACACAAUUGCACGUGGUUGGAGAUGGUAUUAGAGUGAUCGCAGCGCAUGCAGGAAAGAGCGCAGAAGAGAAGAGCGGAUACUCUUUCGUGCACUGCAAGGUGACUGGAACCGGUGGUGGAAUCUAUUUGGGAAGAGCUUGGAUGAGCCACCCUAAGGUUGUCUAUGCCUACACCGAGAUGACCAGCGUUGUCAACCCCACCGGAUGGCAAGAAAACAAGACUCCCGCACAUGACAAGACCGUGUUCUACGGAGAGUACAAGUGUUCAGGACCAGGAUCACACAAAGCCAAGAGAGUGCCAUUCACACAAGACAUCGACGACAAAGAAGCUAACCGUUUCCUUUCCCUCGGCUACAUCCAAGGAUCCAAGUGGCUUCUCCCACCACCCGCUUUACGGGGCACGCUAGACCCCGACCUCGAAGCUGCUGAAGCAUCGCGACGUGUCAUCACCGUAAAUCAAAAUGGAGGCGGCGAUUUUAAGACAAUAAACGCAGCAAUCAAAAGCAUUCCAUUAGCAAACAAGAACCGUGUGAUCAUCAAGUUGGCUCCUGGUAUAUACCAUGAGAAAGUUACCAUCGACAUAGGCCGACCGUUCGUUACAUUGCUUGGCAAACCUGGUGCGGAAACCAACUUGACUUACGACGGAACAGCCGCUAAAUACGGCACCGUAGAGAGUGCCACGCUUAUCGUCUGGGCCACAAAUUUUUUGGCAGCCAACCUAAACAUUAUAAACACUUCUCCGAUGCCAAAACCAGGUACACAAGGACAAGCUCUAGCUAUGAGAAUCAACGGCGAUAAGGCUGCCUUCUACAACUGCAGAUUCUAUGGUUUCCAAGACACUCUUUGCGACGAUAGAGGCAACCAUUUCUUUAAGAAUUGUUACAUCGAAGGAACAUAUGAUUUUAUCUUUGGAAGAGGAGCUUCCUUGUACUUGACUACGCAAUUGCACGCUGUUGGAGAUGGAUUAAGAGUGAUCGCGGCACACAAUCGACAGAGUACAAACGAGCAAAACGGGUAUUCUUUCGUGCAUUGCAAGGUUACUGGAGUCGGAACUGGGAUCUACUUGGGUAGGGCUUGGAUGAGCCACCCUAAGGUCGUCUAUUCCUACACUGAAAUGUCUAGUGUCGUCAACCCAUCUGGAUGGCAAGAGAACAGAGUGCGCGCGCAUGACAAGACGGUGUUCUAUGGAGAAUACAUGUGCACGGGACCAGGAUCACACAAAGCGAAGAGAGUGGCACACACACAAGACAUUGACAACAAAGAAGCUAAUCAAUUCCUUACCCUCGGCUACAUCAAAGGCUCGAAAUGGCUUCUCCCUCCUCCCGCUUACUAAGUCACACCCAAUCAUUACUAAAAUUCUGUACUUUUCACUAAAAAUACAUGUAUAUUGGUACAAUUGUACGUUUUGUUGUCGAAGAGUCCUCUCUUCCUGUAUAUCAUGGAGGAGUAGAGACUUGUGUAAUUUUAGUUUCAUUAUAAUAAAAUUCUUAACUUUUC
Molecule: messenger RNA, 5287 nt
Organism: Arabidopsis arenosa
Lineage: Eukaryota; Viridiplantae; Streptophyta; Magnoliopsida; Brassicales; Brassicaceae
Source: the annotation of a GenBank genome assembly